This is a messenger RNA of Lathyrus sativus (Indian pea), 1383 nucleotides long. Lineage: Eukaryota; Viridiplantae; Streptophyta; Magnoliopsida; Fabales; Fabaceae. The record is from the annotation of a GenBank genome assembly.
AUGAAACUCGACGUAGACGCUUUGAGAUAUCUCUCAAAAGAUGAUUUUAGGGUUCUCACUGCUGUUGAAUUGGGCAUGAGAAACCAUGAAAUCGUACCUACUGAACUCAUUGACCGAAUCGCUCGUCUCAAGCAUGGAGGCACUUACAAGGUUUUGAAAAACUUGCUUAAGCAUAAAUUGUUGCAUCACGACUCUUCUAAAUAUGAUGGGUUUCGGCUUACCUACCUUGGUUAUGAUUUUCUUGCCAUCAAAACAUUGGUGAAUAAAGGGGUGUUUGUCUCUGUUGGUCGCCAGAUUGGUGUUGGAAAGGAAUCUGAUAUAUUUGAGGUUGCUCAGGAAGAUGGAACAAUUCUAGCUAUGAAGUUACAUAGGCUUGGCAGAGUCUCUUUUAGAGCCGUCAAAUCUAAGCGUGAUUACUUGAGACAUCGUAGUAGUUUUAAUUGGCUCUAUUUGUCUCGCCUUGCUGCACUUAAAGAAUAUGCUUUCAUGAAGGCUUUGGAAACACAUGGUUUUCCCGUUCCAAAUGCUCUGGAACAUAAUCGACAUUGUGUGAUCAUGUCACUCGUCCAAGGUUAUCCUCUUGUUCAGGUGAAGCAAUUACAAAAUCCAGAUACAGUUUUCGAGACAAUUAUUGGUAUAGUUAUUAGGCUAGCAGAGCAUGGUCUCAUUCAUUGUGAUUUCAAUGAAUUUAACAUCAUGAUUGACGAUGAAGAAAAAAUUACUGUGAUUGAUUUUCCGCAAAUGGUGUCUGUGUCGCACCGUAAUGCAAAGAUGUACUUCGAUCGAGAUGUUGAAUGUAUCUUUAAGUUUUUCAGAAAGAGGUUCAAUUUGUCUUUUCAAGAAAACAAAGAUGAUAACGACGAUUCUGAUGAAGAGAGAGACGAAGCUGGUAAACUCUGUUUUUCAGAAAUAGACAGAAGUGCUGGUUUUCUAGAUAAGGAACUUGCUGCAAGUGGCUUUAGUAGAAAAGAUGAGGAAGUUAUUCAGAGGUUUAUUGAAGGUGAGGCGGAAGGUGAUAUGGAUUCUGAUAGUGAAGAUGGUGACUCGGUGAGAAACCUGAAUGAAUCAGACGAGUUAAAUGUUGAUUCUUUAAAUUUGUUGGAGCAGGACGAGGGACAUGAAAGUCAUGGAAAAGUGGAGAGCAUUGAAGCAGGUGAAAGUAGCGGAUCUGAAAAGGAAGAGGAAAAUGAUACGGAGGAAAACAAUGAUAAUGCAGUGGAAGUUGAAGCUGAACUCACAAAGAGCUUAAGCAAGCAAAGACAACGAGCUAUAGCAUCAUCCCGUAGAGGACGGAAGUCACUUGCAUCCAGGAAUUCUUACAAAGACAAGGGUGGCAGGUCAUCUCACAGUUCUAAGGUUCAAAUGCAAAUGAGCAGCUGGUGA